Molecule: messenger RNA, 759 nt
Organism: Marmota monax (woodchuck)
Lineage: Eukaryota; Metazoa; Chordata; Mammalia; Rodentia; Sciuridae
Product: vomeronasal type-1 receptor 5-like
Exons: 2
Coding region: 1-759 (252 amino acids)
Biological process (GO): G protein-coupled receptor signaling pathway
Cellular component (GO): membrane
Molecular function (GO): pheromone receptor activity
Source: RefSeq, a predicted model, not a curated record
AUGAAACAACAUUCCACAUUCAGUGCCAUAAGAAAUGCCUUUUAUCCCCAACCUGGCAUUGGAAUCUCAGCAAACACCUUUCUGCUAUGUCUGAACAUUGCUGCUGUCCUCGUGGGCAACAAGCCCAGGCUCACAGACCUCCCCAUCACCCACUUGGCUCUGACACACAUCUUCAUGCUCCUCACCAUGGACCUUCUGAUAUCUAGAGACAUUUGGGAAACACAAGACAUUCCAGUUGCCCUCAAAUGCAAAGUGCUUGUCUUCCUGCACAAAGUCAUGAGGGGACUCUCCAUCUGCACCACCUGUGUCCUAAGUGUGCUUCAGGCCAUCACCAUCAGCCUCCAUGACUCCUGGGAUAUCUUUCUCACCUUGAUGGCACUCAGUGAUGUCUUCUUUGUGAGCCUCAUGGUUCUCUCCAGUGGAUACAUAAUCAUUCUUUUGUAUACACAUAAACAGCGGCCCAUGACUCUUCAUAGUUCUGGGUUCUCCCCAAAGACCUCCCCACAACAAAGGGCUACUCACACCAUUCUGCAGCUCAUCAGUUGCUUUUCCAUUCUGUACUGUGCAGAUUUCUUUAUUUCAUUAUUCAUAGGCAUGACAUGGACCAAUAACCCCAUCCUGGUGUGUCUCCACAUGCUUGUGGACAAUGGCUAUGGCUCAGUCAGUCCUUUGGUGCUGAUCGGUGCUGACACUCAAAUAAUAAAAGUAAUGCAAACCAAAUGCCGGAACAAAGAUCAGUUUCUGACAAAACUGAUCUAA